Molecule: messenger RNA, 5034 nt
Organism: Pocillopora meandrina
Lineage: Eukaryota; Metazoa; Cnidaria; Anthozoa; Scleractinia; Pocilloporidae
Source: the annotation of a GenBank genome assembly
AUGCCAAGUAAAAAGAAGAAGUCCAACGCACGAUUUCCUCCGGUAAUUUGGUCUUACUAUGUAUAUUUCUUGGUAACUGCAAGAACUAACAUUCGUUUUUGUAUCUCAAGGCGCGAAUCAAGAAAAUUAUGCAAACAGACGAAGAUGUUGGCAAGGUAGCGGCAGCCGUCCCAGUCAUCAUUUGUAUCCUUCGAUGGAAGACUAUCUUGAACUUGUAAUUGCUAACCCGGAAAGUUAUUAUAGCUUCAUGGAAAUGUAGCCUAUAUAAUUUAUCGAACGUGGAAAGCAUAAUUUAUGCUUUUGACGAAGUUCGAAGACAAAAUUCAUCAUCGAUUGUAAAGUUUUUUUGUCAAUGGCAGUGUAUUCGAGUUUAGUUUAAUAUACUUUUAUGAGAUUUUAAGUGCCCUCUAUGAUUCACGAAAUUUACUUCCAUUUGUAAGUCUCAGAAGCUUGUACUGCAAAAUCGGACACGAUAGAAUGUCUUUUCAGCCUUUUAAAAGUCUAUUUUUGGUCCUUAAAUGUGUGGAUAAACAGCAAAAGCCUUGGAGAUGUUCUUGCAAUCGCUUGUGGAGAGGGCUAGCGAUUACACUAAAGCAAGGAAUGCUAAAACUAUGACCACAUCACAUCUGUAAGUCAAUGAAUCAUUUUCCUGUUAGUCAACGAUAAUCCUUUCAGUCAGUUUGCAUAAUUCUACCUUCCUGUUUGCCAUUUGAUUCGUUAGCGUUGUUUUGGUAUUAUGACAUUUAUAGGUCAAACAGUUUUACGUUCCUGAAGGCAAUUAUUGUUUAUCUUUAUACACUGUUGCAAAAUGAACCAAUCGUUGAAAUUUUUAUCGUGACAAAUUUAUCCAACAUAAUCUCAAUCCUUAUUACAGAGAUGUAUUUUCACUUUUUACUCCUUUCAGUCGUCAUUAUUGUCAUUGUACAUUAAACAUUCAUAUCCUCUCCUUUGUUACGAGCUAAAGUAGUAAUCCUUGUAACUUGAAGUUUUUUUUAACUAUUAUAUGCUCUUGACAAUUAUAUUUUGUGUGUAAGUUGAAUGCAUACAUAUAUGUUCCAUCCACCUUCACUUCAGGAGAAUAACUCUUCUGUUUGUACCUAUUCACUCCCAAAGAGACCAAAUAGGAUUUUUUAUAAUAUUAUUACAUUUAUUAUUAUUAAUAUUAAGACAGAGAGGUGAGAAGAUGGAAAAAUAUCAACUAGGGAUUGUUGUUUGAUUUGAAUGAAAAUUCUCACAGCUGAAAUUAUGAAACAUGCAUGACAUACAAUUUGGAGAAUUGAUCUUUAGAUCAUAAAAGUGAAAAGGAUAUUGGUCAUGUUUUUUUGCAUUUUGAUGGCUGAGGAGUCAAGAUUAUUUUUGAACUUUUUUAUUCAACUUCAUAGUCUAUAAACUGGUAGCACUUAAAUGCUUAAUUUUAAGUCUUCCUCUGUGAUUUGAAUCCACAGAAAGAGAUGUAUAACAUCUGAAAACCAGUUUGACUUUUUGAAAGACUUAGUGGCUAAUGUACCAGAUCUUCCUUCAAAUGAAGAAGAAAAAGAUGGUGAACCCAAACCCAAAAGGUAAUGAAGGUCAUGUCCUUCUGCAAUCAGCUGUCUCAUCUACAACUUGUAUAGGUUUCAUGUGGAUGAUGUUUUCUGACAGAAUACUAAUCAAUUAAACCAAAUGUUUUUGUUUGAAAUGCAGUAACCUCUGAGACUAGAUAUAAAAAGACUUCUCCAUGUUCACAAUUUAAGGGAAGAAUCAUAAAAACUAGUUGUCAUCAUCUCAGACUGUUGAACAUCUCUGAAGAGCUACAUUUUCUGCUGAUUGCAAUGACUGACAGAGUAAAAUAGUUUUGUUGAGUGAUAAAUAAUGCUUCACCAAUUUUCUGACACAGAUUAAAGCUAAUGGUGAAGAGAGUUGUUUCCUCAAAAGUAAUAAUUUUAAUGGGCAUCAAUUUGUCAAAAAUUGUGGUACAAGAAGUACAUAUAUCAAGGCCAGUACAGGGCCAUACAUUUGUGAGAUCCUGGGUGCUACUUGGUAUAAAAUAGGUCAAUGACAACCAGUAGGAAAAUUUCACAAAUGAUUCAAAAUGUUUCUUAUGUCAUUUUCUCUAGAAAAAGAAUGCCAAAAGCUGCUGCGAACAAAGAACAGAACAAAGAGAAGAAAAAAUCAGAAAAAAAGAUGCCACAAGCUACUGUGGUAUCUGAUGAGUCAGAUGAAGAGCUCGAAUCUGAGGUAAACAACUGUCAGCCUGAAUCUGAGGUUAACCCUCUGACACCUUAGAGUGACUGGAAUCUAAUUUCUCCUUACCAUAUCACCCCUGAAUCAAACACUAAGGUCAGGAGAAUAAGGGAACUGAUCACCAACUAAAGAAGCUCUUGAUUGUUAGACAAAUUCUCCCUGUCAGCACCUUAGGAAAUGUGUAGAGAACAUUAUGGAGGAUAUGCAUACUGAUGUUAGGGUGUAAAGGGUUAAUUACCAUGAAAAGGGAUAUCAUAGUGAACUUGAUUUUGUAAUUAAUUGAGUUCAUUUUUGUUAUCAGUAUUUUCAAAUGGCCCUGAGAAGAAAAAUGUAAUUGCACUCACUUGCUCAUGAAAAAAACAAAUACUAAGUUUCUUUAUUAUCACAUUAUUUCAACCAGGAAGAAGAUUCUUCUUCUGAAGGAACAAGUAACCACAAUAAUAUCACACCAGCACCAGCUGUUCCAUCAUUAACCAUAACAAGACCAAGUACAGAACAAAGUGAAGAGUAGGUGUCAUUUAAUUUAUCAAAUGAUCAUUCUGACCUGUGUUAGUUCAUGCAGAGUUAUGAUAAAACAAAUCCAGCUUUCUCUUAGUUUAGUUUUUAAUUCACUGUAAUUCCCCUCUUCAUGUUGCACUCAACCAUUUCACUCUCCCUGUCUGAUUAUUUAAUUAACUGUCCGUUAGGUCAUAAAUUUCCUUUGAAAUUAGUUCAGAGCUUAUGAUGUUUUACAAAGAAAAAACCCUGUUACUUAAGUAACAAACAUUUGUCAAUUCUCCUUUUUGCCUGAUGAUGCAGCUAUAUUAUGAGGAUGAAUCACAUAUUCAUUAGUAAUAGGAGUUAAAACAUUUUUUUGUUGUAAUUAUUAAUACUAGAACUGUUUUUUUUUUUUUGCAAAUAUCUUUAAAACACACAGGGUUGGGUGUUAAAUAACCCAUGGUAUUUCACCCUUUAACUCCCAGAAGUGAUCAUCAUGAAACUUCUUCUUAUAAUAUCCAUACAUUAUUCAGCAAACAGGCUAUGAGAAUAUUCAAACUAAUCAAGUAGAAGCUACUAUUUUGAUCUAGCACCAAGUUCUCAUAACUAAUUUACUAGAAAAUGUGUAGCAGCCAGAGGGGAGAAUCAACAAUCAGAUCUUGGGAGUUAAGAGGUCAAAGACCAGUGAAUUGAAAGGUCCACAUCCAAAGCCUGGACAAGACAUUGUGUUAUAUUCUUGAGAUAUGUUUUACACUCACAGUACAUCUCUACUCCUGGGAGUACCAGCAUUAGUCAGAUUCUGUACACUGUCAGCAAAACCUGUCAAAUUGCUGUAGGUGGUAUAUGGGAAAGUGUGGCAUCUUAUUUGGGUGUGGAGGGGCACACUUAGUGUCAUCAUGCUGUUAAAACUGGGUCAAGCAGCUACAGGAAAAUCCUUCUGCCUCAUAAGUUGGCUUAACCCAAUGGUACAACAAAUUGUUAGUAUUCCAGUAAAGAACACAAAUGCAUUAACUAACUUGAUUGUAUUUUCUUUGCAGAAGUGAACCUUCGUCAUUACCAGUGAAUAUUCCCAAGCUUAACCAAAUGUCAGGUAUAAUGGGGAGCUCAUUGGAUGAAGAUGAUGAUUAUGACUCAUGAAAACACCAGGAACACAUUAAGUCAAUUCAGUGUAAGGGAGAUUCCUGUUGAUGUGAUGUUACAACAGCAAAGGAAUUUUAUCGCAGUGAACUUGUAAAUCAGUCUGUGAAAAAAAUCAUUGCAUCACUUUGACUUAGAUUUUACAGGAAUUUGUAUUAUCUUGUACAUGUACUGUAAGCUUAGUGUACUGUAUUGUUAAAUUAUUUUGAGUAGAAUGCUUUUAAAAAAUAUUUUGUUGAUAAACUUCUUCAGGAGGCUACUGUUUGGGAGGAUAAUGCCAAAGGUGAAAGAGCAUCUGAAGAAUGAAUGAUAGGCUGACUACUGAGAGGUUUUAAGGGCAAGCAAUAUGUCUAUGGCAUUUCCUUCCGAUUUACUAGUAGGCCAGAAGGGGUUUAUUAUUACACAGGUUAUUAAGCCACAUUUCAUCAUUUGUGACAUCAUUCUUUGAUGACAAAGUGAUGUGGUUUGGCCACACUUAAGCAUGAAGAUAAAAAAUUAUCCUGGAAUUCUAACUGUCUUUGUUAAAGGGUUUGUAGAAAACUUCAAUGUCAGUGGUUGUGACUGAAAAGAUUACUAAAGUAAAUGGUUUUAACCUGUGGGUAACAUGUGACUGGGCAGUCACAUCAUGUGGGUGAAGGUUAUCCUGAGAAGGAAUGUUGUCAGUUGUAAUGUCUGACAUUGCGGUGACCUGAAGGGAAGUCAUCAUCAAUCAUCUCUAUUUGACUCUGAUGAUGACUUCCACUUCUUUACACUUUGCAGUGCUUCUAUACCUGCUGGUUAAAGGGACUCUGUGAAGGUAGAGGUUUUGAUCAGUCUCUUUCCCUUGAUACACUUUGAAGCUUUUGUGAACAACACUGAAACUGUUAGGUCUUUUCCAUGGCUCUCUGUCAAAGUAGCUGUGUGGCAUCUGUCUAUUAACAGUAUGUGAGUGAGCUACUGUGGGUUGUCACCAGCAUGCAGUUGAGAUACUGAUGGUUUGAGUUGGAUAACUUCUGUUUGCAUAUGUCAAUAUUUGAUGGAAGCAUUCAUUACGUAAUUGGCAAGUGAUAGUAGGGAGUGGCUCAGAAAACAUAAUUGCUAGCUUCUGAAUUAAAAUAACUUAUCGCUCAGUUAAGUUAAAAAAUUGAAUUAGAUUGUCUUGAGACCUUUUAACAUGUUUAUUAUUAUUGGUACUGAACAGACUUGUGCUGGCAAUUC